AUGGAGAAGUUUGUGAAAGACUUUAGUGCCGAUUUAAAGACUGCAACAGAAGGAGGUCGGAAGAAAUUUAUAGCGGCUGUUUCAGUAAUGAAAACUGCACGACUAAAAGUGGGUCUUAAGAAGCCAAAAGUAUUCAAGAACAAGAAGCAUUCCAAUAAAUCAUCCAAAUCAGACGAGGCUAUCAGCACAAGAACAAAUGAGAGUGAAGACAUGAUCCAAAUUGACCAUGUUGAGUCCCCUCCAUCGUUUCAGCUUACAAUUGAUUCUACUGACGAUGAUGGUGUCAAUUUGGAGCCUUCUGAGCAACAGAUUAACAAAGAUGGCUUGAGUCCAAAGAAUACGAUGACAGCGGGGAUUAUUGACCACAAUUCUGAAGUUGGUACUUCUUCACUCUCUGAGGAAUCCAGGUCUGUAGAUGUUGGAGAAUUGGAAUAUGUAGAGAAAAACAAUCCAGAGAAAGAUCACUCAGCUCAAAAGGUUACCACGGAGCAGAUCUUUGUUGUCAUCAACUUUAUCCUAGAGGUUCCCUCAGCUGUUUUCGAUCAGCUUUCUUCCAAUAAUAAAAUUCAAUAUGCACUACUAAGCAUGAUAAUGUCGAUCACAACAAUGCUCAUUUGCAUUGCUCAGCUUAUAUACAAAGGCCGAGAGGGAAAAGUUUCUUGGAAAUGGAAGGAGAAAGUCCCCUGGUUUUAUUAUCCAUCUCCAAGCUACAAGCCUUUCGGCUCUCUCAGCGACAUAAUCGGGUUGCUUUGCUCAUUCUUCGAGUGUGUCUUUGCGACAAUUGAGUAUUCUUUAUACUGUCGACAUACUGCUAAUCCAAUCAAGAUAUCCAUUUGGCCUCUCAUGUUCUCGUUUUGCCUUCUGUGUUCUAAAUUUCAAAAGAAUUCUCAGAAGAAGACGUCGUUCACCAAAGAUUAA
Pistacia vera is the source of this 918-nucleotide messenger RNA. RefSeq lists its product as uncharacterized. Lineage: Eukaryota; Viridiplantae; Streptophyta; Magnoliopsida; Sapindales; Anacardiaceae. The record is from RefSeq and is a predicted model, not a curated record. The coding region runs from base 1 to 918 and encodes 305 amino acids. The transcript has 4 exons.